Drosophila sechellia is the source of this 612-nucleotide messenger RNA. RefSeq lists its product as uncharacterized. The transcript has 2 exons. Lineage: Eukaryota; Metazoa; Arthropoda; Insecta; Diptera; Drosophilidae. The record is from RefSeq and is a predicted model, not a curated record. The coding region runs from base 57 to 551 and encodes 164 amino acids.
AAAAUUUACUUUCACUUGUCAAAUCAGAGAACCAGGACGUUUCAUAUAUUGUGAAAAUGGAAAACCAGAAAGAAGAGAUGCAACUUAAUCGCGAAACGAAUGUUUUGGAUCCCGAAGUGGCCCCAAUGUCUCCGGAGGUACCCUUUUCCCCAGAAAACUUCCAGAAUGAAGAGAUGCAACUGAAUCGCGAAAAGAAAGGUUUGGAUCCCGAAUUGGCCUCGAUGUCUCUGGACCAAUACUACGAGAAGUACGUCAAGAAGCCGGUCAGCAAGGGAAAGUCGUUCCGUCCUCCGCCGAACCCGUCGCUUUCGGAUGCGCAGCUCCGAUUCCAGCGGACGCACUACUUUGGCCCCGCCUACCGGCAGAACCUGCCCAACCCUACUGUGACAGCUAUGCGUGCUCGGCUAGAAGAACUGAGAAAGGGUAUCCAGCAGGGCAAGGCCAUGAUGUUCCUAAUGAACACUGAGAAAGAGCUGACUCAACUGAUCACCUGGUGCCGGAAAUACAAAAAUGAACAAAAAAAAAGUAAAAAUAUAGAAUAUAAAGCUUAACUUGCAUGUGUACUUCAUGCAUGUUGCAUAUAUUGAGACAUAUAUUGUUUUUUGCUCAUCU